AUGACCAUGGAAUGCCACAGCGAAAGGAUUAUACUGGAACGGCGCAGCGAAAGAUUGGCCAUUCUCCAAAGGCUGAAACCCAUUUCGUACCGAGAAACGGGAGUGAGGAGGUACAAGGGAGCUUGGGUAACAUGUUGUGACCUGGUUUAUGCAAGAAUAACAUUGUGCUGUGGCCUGCUUGCAUUUCAGUGUAUGUGGAAAUGGUUCGUGUUCUUCCCAUUGCUCUUAGGUUCAGGAUUUUGCUUAUACAAGCAAUGCACCAGAGCUGCACUGCAUGAUGGAAUCAUCUUGGAGGGAGGUUGCAGCUGGGUGGUUUUUCAUUUUGGUUUUUUUGGAUGAUACAGAAAAAGUGAGGAAAUGCCAAAAUGGACAGAUUUGCUCAUCCCUAACGGACUCGCAGGGGAUGAGCAAAUCUGUCCAUUUUGGCAUUUCCUCCCUAACGGACUUGCAAGGGACGCGGGUGGCGCUGUGGGUUAAACCACAGAGCCUAGGACUUGCCAAUCAGAAGGUUGGCGGUUUGAAUCCCUUGACGGGGUGAGCUCCUGUUGCUCGGUCCCAGCUCCUGCCAACCUAGCAGUUUGAAAGCACCUCAAAGUGCAAGUAGAUAAAUAGGUACCGCUCCGGCGGGAAGGCAAACAGCGUUUCUGUGCGCUGCUCUGGUUCGCCAGAAGCGGUUUAGUCAUGCUGGCCACAUGACCCGGAAGCUGUACACCGGUUCCUUCGGCCAAUAAAGCGAGAUGAGCGCCAUAACUCCAGAGUCGGCCACGACUGGCCCUAAUGGUCAGGGGUUCCUUUACCUUUACCUUUAAUGGACUCGCAGUGGCUCUUUGGGGUUUCAGACAGGGGGUCCUUGGCAGCCCUACCUGGAAACACCAGGAUUUGAACCCGGUUCUUUUGGCAAUGCAGUCAUGUACUGCUGAGUUAUGAGUUCCCCUCCCAGUAAGGUCCCCUCUCUCGCCACAAAAAAACCUUUGAACUUUCUUUUCUCAGGGUUUUCAAAAGAAUCCGCAGGAAGCGCAACUCUCUUGCCUCAGAAGCAAAAUGGGAUUCCAAAACCUGGAAGGAGACUUGCUCCCAGAAGAGUUGGGGGGCGAAAAGCAGUGGAUCGGAAGACCUGAUGCAGCCUUGCUGUAGUGAGUGUGCUCAUCGGCUAAGUGAAGUGAGGCCUUUGGUUUAACUUGCCUCGUGCAUGUUCAGUGUGUCUCAUAGCAUCAUAGAGUUGGAAGGGUCCCCGAGGGUCAUCUAGUCCAACCCCCUGCAAUGCAAGAAUGUGUGGUUGUCUCAUAGGAGGUCGAACCUGCAACCUCGCCAUUAUCAGCACCACACUUGAACCAACCGAGUUGCAGUUUUGUUUGUUUGUGUGUAGCACAAACGGCCUUAUUCGGACAUCGCAACAUUUAAUUCUGCUCCCUCAGUGGCCAAGCGAGACACGGGCAUGUCACUUUAAAUCAUAGCUGAGCUUAAAUAAAAACGGGACCGAGUGAAUUGCAGCAAGCUUCAGCAGAUCCAGUUAGGGAUCCAGUUUAUUAACUACAGUGGUACCUCUGGUUGCGAACGGGAUCCGUUCCGGAGGCCUGUUCGCAACAUGAAAAGAGCGCAACCCGCAGCGGCGCAUCUGCGUAAUGUCAUUUCACACUUCUGCACAUGCAUGAGCGGCGAAACCUGGAAGUAACCCUUUCCAGUACUUCCGGGUCGCCGUGGGACGUAACCUGAAAGACCGUAACAUGAAGCGGACGUAACAUGAGGUAUGACUGUACAGUGGUACCUCGGGUUAAGUACUUAAUUCGUUCUGGAGAUCCGUUCUUAACCUGAAACUGUUCUUAACCUGAAGCACCACUUUAGCUAAUGGGGCCUCCUGCUGCUGCCGCACGAUUUCUGUUCUCAUCCUCUUAACCCGAGGUAAUAUUUCUGGGUUAGCGGAGUCUGUAACCUGAAGCGUAUGUAACCUGAAGCGUAUGUAACCCGAGGUACCACUGUAUUGCAAUAGGACAGAGCCCAGUUUAAUGGGGUUUUGACAUAUUCUGAAUGUCACAGAAUCAUAGACUUGUUGAGUUGGAAAGGAGCACUGCAAUGCUGGAAUCUUUUACCCAACAUGCGGCUCAAAUCCAUAACCCUGGGAUUUAGGUCUCAUGCUUCAGCAACUGGUGUUCUGGCUGAACCACCAGUUAAAAAAAGUCUGUCCCUGAUAAGUUGUGGGUGAACAUAUCAGACGACACAGCGAUUCUUCAAACAGCUCUUGUUUAUUCACCGGCCAGAACAGAACUGAACUGAAGGGUUCAGCCAGCCUGCUUAUAUAGAGCUCCACUAGAAGGCAACAGUAACCAUUUUCUGUAACCAUCCAAUCACUGAACGUCACUUUCAAUCCCUUAUUUGCAUAUGUGGACCUGAGUGAAAACUAUCUACAGUAUCCCCCUGCUGGCCCAGGGUGAGAACUUCAGUACAUAACAGUCCCAAACAAAGCUUAUAUAGUGGCUCAAACACAGCGCACAAAGAGUCAAGCAUUCUUCUACAUACAUCAAGAAAGGCUACAGGUCAUGAGAAGUAAAACAUGCAUAGCUCCAUACUGGCAACUUCACCCCCACAAUUACCUUGAGGUGCCCCUCAACUGCUCAGGCCAUUGGGGUCUCAGAUGUCCUCCUUUAUCACUGUUUCCUCAGCAUCCAGCCCUUCGAGAGGGUUGUUGACAUUCCUGCCCUUAUCUGUUCCUUGGAAGCUCUCAAGGCGAUUGCGGCGCUAACUCACGGCAGACAUAGCAAAACAUCUUGCCAUUUGCGCCACUUUCAGGGUCAGAUAGGAAAGGGAAUGCAGCGCAGGAGUCAUAAAAUGCAGGCCUGCAAAAUCAAGCCUAAUGCCAAAGAUUCAAUACCAUUAAUAUUGGAACAUUAAAAACAAAACAAAGAAACCAAACUCCUGGUCUCUAAUUCCUUACAUCAAAGUGGUAAGAAUUAUAUUGUAAAACAGCAUCUCCCUUGCAUUUUGAGAUUCCAGAAUAAAAACUGGUAUGCAUAAACCCACAAUGCAGUUUUGCAUUCCAGACCCGAGUUUGAUUCCUGUCCGGGUUUUCAGAGGGGCUAUGAAAGAUACAAAAAUGUACCAUAAUGCAACAUUUCCACUGAGCGCUGAGAUACUACAGUGAUGUUUGGUGGGUGUGCUUAGGACAUAAUCCGCAAAUCGGCAUUUGGAAUCGAGUUCAACUUCCCACAACACUUGCUUUAUGGGGUGAAGGAGAUAAGGCCUAAAGUAAACACUGUGCGAAGCGGAAUGUGCAAUAUGGUAUCUUGAGUGAGUUAGCUCAAAUGCUGUGCCAUACUAGUCUCUAUAGCUUUAUUCUCUUUUUUUAUUCUCUUUAUUCUCAAAUUAUAAGAAGGCAGUUAAUUUAAUUUUUUUUACUGCAAACAUUACAGUGGCACCUGGGUUCUCAAACUUAAGCUGUUCCGGAAGUCCGUUCCAAAACCAAAGCGUUCCAAAACCAAGGCACCCUUUCCCAUAGAAAGUAAUGCAAAAUGGAUUAAUCCGUUCCAGUUUUUUAAAAACAACCCCUAAAACAGCAAUUUAACAUGAAUUUUACUAUCCAACGAGGCCAUUGAUCCAUAAAAUGAAAGCAAUAAUCAAUGUGGUACCUCAGGUUAAGUACUUAAUUCGUUCUGGAGGUCCGUUCUUAACCUGAAACUGUUCUUAACCUGAAGCACCACUUUAGCUAAUGGGGCCUCCAGCUGCCGCUGCGCCGUCCCAGCACGAUUUCUGUUCUCAUCCUGAAGCAAAGUUCUUAACCCGAGGUACUAUUUCUGGGUUAGCAGAGUCUGUAACCUGAAGCAUAUGUAACUUGAGGUACCACUGUACUGUACUAUAAAAUAAAUAAGACAAUACUGUAGAUGAUAAAAAUUAAAAUUAUUAUUUUUUCUUAUCUGCAUGGAUGAUAGUCAUUAUCCAUUUCUGCAGUCACACAAUCAAUCAAUUAAUCAGUAGCUGAACUGGGUUCCACACAGUCACAAAAACAAAUUAACCGAAAAAGCCUCAAAAACAAAAACACAAAAUAAAUAGCAGAAACAAAAGUGCCAAACUUAAUUCGUUCCAGAAGUCCGUUUGACUUCCGAAAUGUUUGAAAACCAAGGCGCAGCUUCUGAUUAGUGCCUGGAAGCAAUAGCUGACAGCCGUAUUGGACAUUCGGCUUCCGAAAAAUAUUCGAAAAACGCAACACUUACUUCCAGGUUUUUGGCAUUUGGGAACCAAAGUGUUUGAGAACCAAGGUAGCACUGCAUUUGCUUUUAUGGUCAAAUUACAGCUGGAAAAAGUGAUUGCUAGGGGGGCAGGGCUUGGAAAACAGUAAGGGGGUUGGGGAAAGGGUUCAACCGCCCUUCCCUGUGCACUGUAGUCCUGAUGUAGAUCAGGGUGCAUUUUCUGAAAAAUGAAGCGGUCGAGUUCACAUGUAACGCUAAACCUUGGGUGGGAGACCUUUCUGGUUCCGGUUCCAAAGAAUGUUCACAAACUGGAACACUCACUUCCGGGUUUGUGGUGUUCAGGAGCCAAAACGAUUGAGUCGCAAGGCGUUCGACUUCCGAGGUACGACGGUACUUUCUUGUUUUCCUUCCGCAGCUCCUAUCUUGAAUCCUGCCCAUGAUUUCUUUGACUGUAGUGUUUUUUCAAAUAGUCCACAAAGGGCCUCCAUUCUUCUAUAAAAUGUUCAUUAUUUUGAUCCCUUAAUACUGCUGUCAGCUUUGUAAAUUCCACAUAGUCCAUUACUUUUUAAAAGCCAUGUGGUUGUGGUGGUGAGACUUAGAUUGAUCUGAGAACAGCACUUGGUCUUGCUUUCGUUCUCUAUGUGGGGAAAAACCUUCCCACUGCACUUUCGGUGGUCUAUAUGCCUUGAGCAUGUGAGUUCACAAGGAAUGCAGUCAUUCUCCUCCUGUCCCCACGGCAAACCUUUAAGCUGGGUCUGGGGAGGACAACCCAUUUCUUAACAACUUGUUUGUGCAUGACAUACAAAUCCAAAACAUCAAGCUCUUCCUUGAUUCCUCUGGACCUCUGUGCUAACAAUGUCAUCUGUCUCUAAUAGGUAAAGACUUGCCUGAUCAAAAUCCUUUAAUUGCACAACGUUGUUUUGAAACGCCUCCACCGAUGGAACCUAACGCUAAUAUCGUGAUGUGCCCUGAUCAGAAGCCACUUGUUCUAGGUAUGUUCGGGUCUUGGGUGCAUUUUUUCUUGAAAAGUAAGCUAGCUAGCAGCAGCAAUAUGUCCCCCUCUAAGCUCCAUUUAGGGACGCAGGUGGAGCUGUGGUCUAAACCACUGAGCUUCUUGGGCUUGCUGAUCAGAAGGUUGGCGGUUCGAAUCCCCGUGACGGGAUGAGGUCCCGUUGCUUGGUCCCAGCUCCUGCCAACCUAGCAGUUUGAAAGCACACCAGUGCAAGUAGAUAAAUAGGUACCGCUGUGGUGGGAAAGUAAACGGUGUUUCCGUGCGCUGCUCUGGUUUUGGUGUUCCGUUGCACCAGAAGCGGCUUAGUCAUGCUGGCCACAUGACCCAGAAAAACUGUCUGUGGACAAACGCUGGCUCCCACGGCCUGUAAAGUGAGAUGUGUGCCGCAACCCCAGAUUCGUCUGCAACUGGACUUAACUGUCAGGGGUCCUUUACCAUUUUAAGCUCCAUUUGGAGAUGGGGCACAUGACCUGUUGAGAAGAGGCACAGAGGCCCAUGAUGGAAGAGGACUCUGCAUCAGGCAGUGAGAGACACAGUCCUCCUUGCGGUAGCUGUUUAGCAUUGCAGUCAAGGGUGACUUCAGCUUUGAGGGCAUCCUCAGCAUGGUGUCUUCUCCAUGGAGGGCAUCUUCCAAUAUUACUGGUGGGCUUGUUGCCGAAAUUAAUAUUGCUCCAUUUGAAGCAACUGGAAGCAUGAGAAUGGACUCCUUUUGGAAUAAAUCAUUGUCCGGACCCAUAAAAGUAUUAUUCAAACUUUUACUCUAAAAUAGAAUACGUAAAAUGUAUAACUGUUCUCUUCUAAAUGUGGAACUGAAGUUGGGGAAAUGGAAGGAGCUAGUAAGUUUUGGGGCCUCAGAGAGUGUAAGGCGAGUAAGUGAGCAUGUUUCUCAGCCUUACCCGCUGUUGUUCCUGGAUAUGGCCUUUUAAGUGGUGGCACCCCAGCUAUAGAAUGACCUUUCUAGAGGGCAUUUCCUGGGGCCUACACUGUUAGCAGUGUACACAUGAGAGUCCCAUGGACUGCAAGAAGAUCAAACCUAUCCAUUCUUAAGGAAAUCAGCCCUGAGUGCCCACUGGAAGGACAGAUCCUGAAGCUGAGGCUCCAGUACUUUGGCCACCUCAUAAGAAGAGAAGACUCCCUGGAAAAGACCCUGAUGUUGGGAAAGAUGGAGGGCACAAGGAGAAGGGGAUGACAGAGGAGGAGAUGGUUGGAUAGUGUUCUCGAAGCUACCAGCAUGAGUUUGACCAAACUGCGGGAGGCAGUGGAAGACAGGAGUGCCUGGCGUGUUCUGGUCCAUGGGGUCACGAAGAGUCAGGCACGACUAAAUGACUAAACAACAACAACACUGUUGUCAUUUCAGUUAUUCCAGAGAUUCAUGCUAUGGGCUGACAGUUCUUUUCUCCCCUCCCUUUUGUUUCAAAAUAGUGAUAUUGUGAAAUAAUAAUAACUACCAUCCCUUUAUUUAUCUUCUAAGAAUCUAAGGUAUUUUUAAUUUUUUUCUUCAGAAAACCUUGCCUUUAUAUAUAGUUGGCAGUCUGCAAACAUUAAAAUGACUGCAUUUGUACAUUAUUAUUAUUAUUAUUUUUAAAAAAUCUUGAUGUGUGAGAUGUAAGUAUAUAUGCAUUGUAAGUGCAGUUUGGGAAACUAUGUUUUCUUUCAGUUAGCUGAACGUUUUAAAGUGUUUUUCUAGUUCAAUGAUUGUAAAGAGCAGCAUAUAUGUUGCUUUCACAUUUACCUUGACCUAUUUUGUCCAAAUAUUUACUUGACAUUUGAGACCUUUAAAUUCUUUUAACAAUUUCUAUCCUGUUCUCUCUCUCUCUCUCUUUCACCAUCCUGAGAACUUGGUUAUAGGGUGGUCUUUAAAUAUUGCUAAUAAAAUAAAUGGAGGAAAUAUAGAAAAUGGGAAAGUAAGAAAUUGCAAGUCAGCCAUAGGAAGCUACUUUGCCCCUCAGGCCCAGUAAUGUCUACUCUGAUUGGCAGCAUCUCUCCAGGGUCUCAGAUGAAGAAGAGCCUCUCUCAUCACCUGAUCCCUGAUCCUUUUAAAUGGAAGGGGCCAGAGACUGAGCCGCAGUCCUCUUGUGUGCAGAGCAUGUUCUCUGACGCUGAGCUACAGACCCUUGGCCCUUAACAGAAAUGCUUAUUGAGGUGGGGACGUGGGUGGUUCUGUGGGUUAAACCACUGAGCCUAGGGCUUGCCAAUCAGAAGGUUGGCGGUUCGAAUCCCUGCGACGGGGUGAGCUCCUGUUGCUCGGUCCCUGCUCCUGCCAACCUAGCUGUUCGAAAGCACGUUAAAGUGCAAGUAGAUAAAUAGGUACCGCUCCAGUGGGAAGGUAAAUGGCAUUUCCGUGUGCUGCUCUGGUUCACCAGAAGCGGUUUAGUCAUGCUGGCCACAUGGCCCGGAAGCUGUACGCCGGCUCCCUCAGCCAAUAAAGUGAGAUGAGCGCCGCAACCCCAGAGUCGGUCACGACUGGACCUAGUGGUCAGGGGUUCCUUUACCUUUACCUUUAUUGAGGUGACGUUUUACUUUUGAUAGUUAUAGAAGUGCAGCAGAUGAAGAGCUACAGCAGCCCAUCUCUCCUCGGAGCCGGGACACAACUGAGAACCAACCCAGUUUCUCUUGCUUUCCAACAUGCAGGUAGGUUAGCUGAGUAGUUUUAGAGAAGAAGUGGGGGAACUUUGGUCCAGCUGGAUGUUGUUGGGUGAUAACUCCUUUGCCACCAUCCCUGAUUAUUUGCUGGUUAAUAAUAAUAAUAAUAAUAAUAAUAAUAAUAAUAAUUUAUUUAUACCCCACCCAUCUGGCUGAGUUUCCCCAGCCACUCUGGGCGGCUCCCAAUCAAAUGUUAAAAACAAUACAGCAUUAGAUAUUAAAAACUUCCCUAAACAGGGCUGCCUUCAGAUGUCUUUUAAAGAGAAGAUAGCUGCUUAUUUCCUUCACAUCUGAAGGGAGGGCGUUCCACAGGGCAGGCGCCACUACCAAGAAGGCCCUCUGUCUGGUUCCCUGUAACCUCACUUCUCGCAAUGAGGGAACCGCCAGAAGGCCCUCAGAGCUGGAUCUCAGUGUCUGGGCUGAACGAUGGAGGUGGAGACGCUCCUUCAAGUAUACAGGACCGAGGCCGUUUAGGGCUUUAAAGGUCAGCACCAACACUUUGAAUUGUGCUCGGAAACGUACUGGGAGCAAAUGCAGAUCUGUCAGGACCGGUGUUAUGUGGUCCUGGCGGCCACUCCCAGUCACCAGUCUAGCUGCCGCAUUCUGGAUUAAUUGCGGUUUCCGGGUCACCUUCAAAGGUAGCCCCACGUAGAGCGCAUUGCAGUAGUCCAAGCGGGAGAUAACUAGAGCAUGCACCACUCUGGCAAGACAGUCCGCAGGCAGGUAGGGUCUCAGCCUGCGUACCAGAUGGAGCUGGUAGACAGCCGCCCUGGACACAGAAUUAACCUGUGCCUCCAUGGACAGCUGUCAGUCCAAAAUGACUCCCAGGCUGCACACCUGGUCCUUGAGGGGCACAGUUACCCCAUUCAGGACCAGGGAGUCCCCCGCACCCGCCCGCUCCCUGUCCCACAAAAACAGUACUUCUGUCUUGUCAGGAUUCAACCUCAAUCUGUUAGCUGCCGUCCAUCCUCCAACCGCCUCCAGGCACUCACACAGGACCUUCACCGCCUUCACUGGUUCUGAUUUAAAAGAGAGGUAGAGCUGGGUAUCAUCUGCAUACUGAUGAACACCCAGCCCAAACCCUCUGAUGAUCUCUCCCAGCGGCUUCAUAUAGAUAUUAAAAAGCAUGGGGGAGAGGACGGAACCCUGAGGCACCCCACAAGUGAGAGCCCAGGGGUCUGAACACUCAUCCCCCCCCCACUUUCUGAACACGGCCCAGGAGGAAGGAGCGGAACCACUUUAUAGCAGUGCCCCCAGCUCCCAGCCCCUCUAGACGGUCCAGAAGGAUGUUAUGGUCGACGGUGUCAAAGGCCGCUGAGAGAUCCAGCAGAACUAGGAAACAGCUCUCACCUUUGUCCCUAGCCCGCCGGAGAUCAUCGACCAGCACGACCAAGGCAGUUUCAGUCCCAUGGUGAGGCCUGAAUCCCGACUGGAAGGGAUCCAAAUGGUCCGCAUCAUCCAGGUUGGGGUAGAUAGGAGUUGGGGCCACAAAUUCCCUACCCCUGGUUUAGGGAAACAGGGAGAGCAUGCAUCUUCUCAAUGUUCUGCCCUUAAUCAAGUUCUCUAAUUUGAACCACAACCUUCCCAAAAGACGAAUAUUGCAUACAUUGGUGGAUGUAUAAGAGAACCAUCCACAGUAAAUUGAUUGUGUGAACGGGCUUCAACAGACUUUUAUUGGAAGUAUAAAUGCUCAUUUAUCUUCACCCGGACAGAAGGAUGAAAGAAGUCUGUGAACAUGCCAAGGAACUGAUAAGGUUCAUUACUGAGUCAUCUUCAGUUCGACAGACCACUCUUCUUCCCAGGCUCAGAGGGAAAAUUGUGAAAACAGGUUAUUUAUUGGGAUGGUGAUUUUUGCAGCUGUUGUUAAAGUUGCAAAACAAAGAAGCAUGGGAUGGAGAGAUGGAGAAAUUUCUGAAACAACAAUGGGAUAGCGGCUCCACCCAAGGCGUGAUGGAGAACAGCAACAACCAGGAAAAGAGAGACAUAAAAUUUUACAAGGGCAGGAAGAAACAUCACGGACAGAAUAAUUGCCACACACAGGAAGAACAAGGAUAUAGAAUGUGUCUAUAUGAAUGGAAGUUGUUAAUAUUGCAGUUGUUGUAUAAGGGAUUCUUAUUUUGACCGGAAUGUAAUUGACAUUAGUAAGAUUUUGCAAUGCAGAAAUAAAGAAAAUAAUCAAACCAUCAAAUCUAGCACGCGGGGGGUUGUGCAUCCAAAUUAUAUAAUUCAGUAUUUGAAUGAUUGUUAUUAGUAAUUGUAUUAUAAUUUGGCAUUUUUAUAAUGGGGAUAUUAUUGAAUGGUAAUUAAAAAAAAAUUAGCAUCUUAAGAAGCAGAGACAUCACCUUGCCAACAAAGGUCCGUAUAGUUAAAGCUAUGGUUUCCCAGUAGUGAUGUAUGGAAGUGAGAACUGGACCAUAAAGAAGGCUGAUCGCCAAAGAACUGAUGCUUUUGAAUUAGGGUGCUGGAGGAGACUCUUGAGAGUCCCAUGGACUGCAAGAAGAUCAAACCAAUCCAUUCUUAAGGAAAUCAGCCCUGAGUGCUCACUGGAAGGACAGAUCCUGAAGCUGAGGCUCCAAUACUUUGGCCACCUCAUGAGAAGAGAAGACUCCCUGAAAAAGACCCUGAUGUUGGGAAAGAUGGAGGGCACAAGGAGAAGGGGACGGCAGAGGACCAGAUGGUUGGACAGUCUUCUCAAAGCUACCAGCAUGAGUUUGACAAAACUGUGGGAGGCAGUGGAAGACAGGAGUGCUUGGUGUGCUCUGGUCCAUGGGGUCACGAAGAGUCAGACAUGACUAAACGACUAAACAACAAAUUGAAAAUUAAUAAAAUUAUUAUCAGAACAGGCUUCAAAGAACAAGCUUUGAACUAAGAUGAAAUAUUUUCACUUGGAGAACAGAAAUAGAGAAGUAAGGAGAAUGAGUUCUAGAUCUAUCUACAAGAAUUCUGACUCGCUCUUCACCUUAAGGGCCCAGGGUGCGUUAUAGCAACAUAGGAUUGAAUCCAGUGAAGUCAUCCCAAUUGUGCAAGAACUUCUGCUUAUGUGACUGAACUUUCAUUUCCUCUCUUCCCUCUAUGCACCCCCAAAUCUGUUGUAGGUUUCACCCCAACCCCUCAGAGCAGAUUCCUUUGCACAUGCAAAAGUCCUUGUUUGAACAUGACAUCUUUUGUGAUUAUUAUUAUUUAUUGAAUGUAUAUAUAUGGAUACAACCCAUAAUAUAUAGUUAUAGAAACAGAUAAACCAAUCUCAGUUAGGGAUAUUGGCCAAGUCAGAUAAAAAUGGAAAUGGGAGCAGAAAUUGCCAAUGCUUGCUCAUUGGUCCUAUGUCUGGAACGGAAAUAAGUCCAGUGAAUAUGAUCCAUAUUUGCCGUAGUUGCUUUCAGCCCACAAAUGAGACAUAAUUUAUUACAUUCUCUAAUAGCUACACAGAUCGCAUAAGUUAUGUAAUUUUGUCAUAGUGGGCAACAAGACAAAUAAUGUACUUCUUAGCAGAAGACAAAUUGCAGCAUAGCAGAAACAGUGCUGCGUGUGACAACUACAGGAGUGAACAAAAAGCGAUGCCCUCUUAGACCCCUAGUCACAAUUAUAAAAACAAGCAAAACUGUUCCACCAGUCUUCUUUCUACCUAUAAAGGAUGGGACCCUUGCUUUCCUAAGUAAACAAAUCCUAAAUAAAUAAAGCCAAAAUCUGCAGCAAUGUUGAUAACAGGAAGAAAGCAUACAUAGACUUGCUUGCUAAUGUUAGCCUUUUUCAGGCGUAUACAUGCUCUGUUUACAAUUGCUCAGAAAUCAUAUAUUUCCAUGAUUUCCACUUGAAUUUAUAUCUUCUCAGGAGACCAUCCAAGGCCUGUCAUGAAGAUGUUGGCUUUUCUGACCCUAAUAUUCUUGUUGGGCAUCUUUUCUGGUAUGUUCCUCAAAGAGCUAGCCUAAGCACAUUUUUUUGGUUAUAUAAUCUGCAGAAUAUAUUUGUGAUGUGCAUUUAUUUGUAAUGUGUAUCAAAUAUAGACUACUAAAAACAGGGAUCCAUUGAGACCUUGACUUCUACUAAGUCACACUUAUGUGUGCUGUAUGUCUAUGUGCAUGCACACACGAGAGUGAAUUUGUGUGUGGUGGCCAUGCAAAAAUAUCUGGGGUGUUCACAUGUUAACAUUCUGUGUACACAAAUUGUAGAGUUUUACAAAUCAACAAGGAUAUCCUUUUUCACACACUUGUACAGUUUGUACCUGUGUUCAGCGUAAUGUGAACAAGUCUACUAUUGCCAUCUUGCCUCUGAGGCCUAGCACCAACCAACAGGCAGAUUUGGAUUACAGUGGUACCUCAGGUUACAUACGCUUCAGGUUACAUAUGCUUCAGGUUACAGACACCGCUAACCCAGAAAUAGUGCUUCAGGUUAAGAACUUUGCUUCAGGAUAAGAACAGAAAUCGUGCUCUGGUGGCGCAGCGGCAGCAGGAGGCCCCAUUAGCUAAAGGGGUGCUUCAGGUUAAGAACAGUUUCAGGUUAAGAACAGCCCUCCGGAACAAAUUAAGUACUUAACCUGAGGUACCACUGUAAUUUUUCAGCUGCCCAGUGGAUAGCCAUGAGAUGAACCGAGAUUUCCAAAUGAUAUAGAUCUUGCCAAUUUUUGUUCCACUACAAUAAGCAUGCUUUAAUGAAUUUGGUGGAUAAACGUAUUUUCAACUGUGCUACACUAGAGAAGAGGCAUAAUACAAUGUUCUGCUGAUUAAUCCUGAUAAAAGUGUAUGGGUUUUUUGAUUGGUUCAGAAAGCCAUUAAUGUGGUACAUGUUUCCUUCUAGGAUUUCUGUACGGCUUGUGCAACCCCUCUGAUACCUUCAAGCAGGUGAUGAAGGUACAGCUGAGGUAAAACAACUUCCUCAAUGGAUGUACGGCACACUGUCAUUUUGAAUUCAGCCCGAGGCAAAAACACGCAAAUGCAGUUUGAUUCUCCUGGAUGAGCUUAGCAGAGGCAAAGAUGAAAACCCAUGCUCCAAAGAUGGGGGCAUGUGGCUCUUCAGAUCUUGUUGGUCUCCAACCAGCAUCAGCUGCAGCCAGAAUGGUCCAUAAUCAGGGAUGAUGGGAGAUGUAGGCCAGCCACACCUGGAAGGCCAGAUGUUCACCACCCUUGGAUAAGGCCAGUAUGGGGGACCUAUGGGCCUCCAGAUUUUGUAUCGUUCCUUACUAUUGGCCCUAAAGUUUGGGCCUGAUGGAAAUUUGAAGUCCAGUGCUCUCUAGAGGGCCACAGGUUCCCCUACUCUGCCAUAAUCCAUGGGUUAGUUUUGAAUGGCGAUAUCUGUACCUCCUAAAAUGCAAGCUGAUAAUUGCACAGCAAGGCAGAAGGUGGUUCUUGUAAAAGGCUGGUGAUAUCUACACACACACACACCAUAAGAAAGAAGCACGAUUAUACUCUGAUAAAGAUGCGACUCAGGUCCUGGCUGGCAACUAAAAUAUAGUAGGAAGAGAGAUUGAUGUGUCUGCAACCUUUGGCAGGCUGCACACCGAAAGAAUAUUUUAGCACUGACCUUCCUGUCAGCGUGAAUGAAGAAGAAAACUGGUUUGUAGUAGGUGUUGUUUUGCAGAAAAGGCCCUCAUCCCUCACUUGCAAUGAAAGGUGUCAGGAAGCAGGAGGAAAUCAAUAGUAAAACAAGGAAUUAAUACGGCUCUCUGAUCACUGGCACAAGGCAAAUGACCAUUUUAAUACGUCCGAUAUAUAGAUCUGGAAAUUCAGAUACAAAUUCCCUAUGAUGUAUGACUCCUGGAAAAAUAAGUCUAAUAUCUAUCCCUCUCUGCUUCUAAAAUUUGAUGAUAUUCUGAUUUGUUCUUUUUUUAAAAAAGAAGAGCAAAUUCCCCACCCCACAGGACCCUACAGCCACACAAUCCAUCCUUUGACCCCAUGGUGAGCUAUUUUGCUUAGGCUUAAGCAAUAUUGUGGAUAUUUUGAUUGUUUUGCACAUUUCUGCUUAGUCGCCAGAAUGAGGCCCUUCAGCAGAAUCUUCAGAAACAGAUCAGUACUUUCCGUCAAAACGUUGUUGGUCUCCAGAGCCUCGUAGAUGCCAUCGGAAGUGUCCAUGGACACUGGGAGUCCCAGAAGGUGAGGAUCACCUGAGCUACAAUUUAUUUACACUUCUGACUUAUAAUAACUAAUUAUCAGUUAUCACUGGCUAGCAGUCAAUCAGGUAAUGCAUCCCUUUGAAAGUGAACUGACAAAUCAAAGAAAUUCGCCCACAUAAGCCAAGACAUAAGGGACGCAGGUGGCACUGUGGGUUAAACCAAGAGCCUAGGACUUGCCGAUCAGAAGGUCGGCGGUUCGAAUCCCCACGACGGGGUGAGCGCCCGUUGUUCGGUCCCAGCUCCUGCCAACCUAGCAGUUCGAAAGCACGUCAAAGUGCAAGUAGAUAAAUAGGUACCGCUCUGGCGGGAAGGUAAACGGCAUUUCCGUGCACUGCUCUGGUUCGCCAGAAGCAGCUUAGUCAUGCUGGCCACGUGACCCAGAAGCUGUCUGCGGACAAACGCCGGCUCCCUCGGCCUAUAGAGUGAGAUGAGCGUGCAACCCCAGAGUCGGUCACGACUGGACCUAAUGGUCAGGGGUCCCUUUACCCUUUACCUUUAAGCCAAGACUGGCACAAGAUGUUGAUUAAAAUUUCUUGUAACAAUUUUAGUCAUGAAAAAAGACAUUCAAUUUGACCAUCUCAGAAAAAAUCUACAGAGGCAAUAAUAUUUUGAUGGUGUUUAUAAAAACAAUAUUUACUAGAAAAUCUUCAAAAUCCAAAUAUUUCCCACACAGAUCAUAUUGGUGAACGUAGCCUACUGAGAACCACAUACAAUCAGGGAUAAUAAAAAUGAACACUUUGUGAUAUAAUUGAUAUGAUGGUCUUUUUGUAUUUAUAGGGUCAGUGUUAGCUGCCUGUGUCCUUGUGGAAAGGUGGGAUAUGAGUUUAAUAAAUAAAUGAAUCCUUCACAGUCUUUUCACAGCGAUUCCUAAGAAAUCACCCAAAGAGGAGAGCCUUGUGCUACUCUCAUGAAGAUUUUUGCAAAAUGCCUUUUCUCCACAGUCAGCCAUAAACAGGGCUAUCGGAGAAGAAGAAGAAGAAGAAGAAGAAGAAGAAGAAGAAGAAGAAGAAGAAGAAGAAUUAAUACCUGACUGAUCUGGCUGGGUUGGCAUCCAUCUAUUCUAAGUCAGCUGUGCUGGUUGUUAAGUUCUUGGCCCCAUUCAUGGUGGGAUGAAAGUUAAAUUUGUUGUUGUUGUUUAGUUGUUUAGUCAUGUCCGACUCUUCGUGACCCCAUGGACCAGAGCACGCCAGGCACUCCUGUCUUCCACUGCCUCCCGCAGCUUGGUCAAACUCAUGUUGGUAGCUUUGAGAACACUGUCCAACCAUCUCAUCCUCUGUCGUCCCCUUCUCCUUGUGCCCUCCAUCUUUCCCAACAUCAGGGUCUUUUCCAGGGAGUCUUCUCUUCUCAUGAGGUGGCCAAAGUAUUGGAGCCUCAGCUUCAGGAUCUGUCCUUCCAGUGAGCACUCAGGGCUGAUUUCCUUCAGAAUGGAGAGGUUUGAUCUUCUUGCAGUCCAUGGGACUCUCAAGAGUCUCCUCCAGCACCAUAAUUCAAAAGCAUCCAUUCUUCGGCGAUCAGCCUUCUUUAUGGUCUAGCUUUCACUUCCAUACAUCAAUACUGGGAAAACCAUAGCUUUAACUAUACGGACCUUUGUUGGCAAGGUGAUGUCUCUGCUUAUGAAGAAAAUAACUCAAUACUUCUGGUAUGGAUGCUCUUGUGAGUUCACCAAAGUCAUAAGGUUCCUCCUCUAAUUGGUGGUUCCCCUCAUUUUCCUCCACUGAUCCCUGACUGCUUUGUUGAAGCUUUUCCCUCACCACAACCCCCACUUCCAGACAUUGUAUAUUCCCCUCUUGGCCACAUCAACCGGGGAAAAGACUCAGGAUGGGAGAAGAGAAAUUAUUUCUAUAACCUGCAGUAUCGGGCAUGUGUUUGUAUAGCGGAAGGUGGGCUCUCUCUCCUACACCUCAAUUGUAUAUUUUUUUGUGACAGCAUCUCUUCAAGCAAUUGGGGGGCACUGCAGUGGAAAGCAACCAGAUUGAAAAAGAAGACUUUGCCCUGAAAUCUGCAGGUAAGAAGAGGGUAAAGAUGGAGUGGGAGACAAACACUAGGAGGCAGCAGAGCUUCAAGGGAACAGUGAGACAGAGACAAGCGAGUGGGGAAGAGAGGUGGUGUUGGGGUGCAAGCAGCAGCGAUAUAGCAUGAGGGGAGUAACUCCUCCCUUGAAUCUGUUGAUUUCUGGUGUGUGCAAAUAUUUAUCCACUAGAAUAUUGCCUGCAGGCUUCUAACUUCAUAUUAAUAUGGAAUACCCUCCAACAUUUCUCCAAGGGAAACAGGGACGUCCUAAGGAAAAGUGAUAGGGAUGAUGGUGGCGCUGUGGUCUAAACCACAGAGCUUUGGGCUUGCCGAUCAGAAGGUCGGCGGUUCGAAUCCCCGCGACGGGGUGAGCUCUUGUUGCUCGGUCCCAUCUCCUGCCAACCUAGCAGUUGGAAAACACAACAAGGCAAAUAGAUAAAUAGGUACCGCUCUGGCGGGAAGGUAAACGGUGUUUCCGUGCGCUGCUCUGGUUCUCCAUUAGGUCCAGUCCUCCGCGACUGGACCUAAUGGUCAGGGGCUACCUUUACCUUAAGGAAAAGUGGGACAUUCCAGGAUCAGAUCAGAAACUGGGGUGGCUUCCAUAAAUCCGGGACUUUCCCUGGAAAAUAGGGAUACUUGGAGGGUCUGAUAUGGUAUAAUCGCACCAUUCUACUAUGUAGGCUUUACGGCAAAGGUAGGGCGUUUCAGGUAGCUGUUCCCCAAAUUACAUGUCGGAAGGGAAAGGAGGGUGGGGGGAAAGGAAGCCCAAAUGGAUGACAUGAUGGAAGGCGAGUGCAGGGGGAGGAGAAUCUCUCAGGACCAGACCAAUCUGUCCCUCCCCCAGGAACCCAUUUGGUGGGCAGGAAAGGGAAUGGGAAGAGAGAAAGAUGAUUGAGUUAUCAGAGAGAGAGAAAGAGGGAGAAGGGAUAGUAGAAAGAGGGGAGAAACAGGCAGUGCUCCCCCUGGGGGUACUCAGGGGUAUGCAGUACCGUCAUCCCCAAACAUUUAAAGUGUGGCACUUACUUUAACAAUUUAUGGUGAGUACUGGCACCUUUUUUUUUUUAAAAAAAAAGCUCUAUAGGAUUUGCUUGAUGAUCACAUAUCGUGGCAGCUACUGAUAGACUCAACAAAGGAAAAUGAGAGGGAUGAACUCUGUAGAAACGUAUUUUUAAAAAAAUGAAGAACGGGACAUUCCAUUGCCAAAUGUUCAUUCUAGGAGUCGUGGUGGAAGUAAUGAAACAAAUCCAUAUUGGAGGCUGUUUGACUUGAACUGGGAAACCCCGAUAGAUUUGCGGUUAGCACUUGCCAACUGUGAUAUUUUAAUUCUGAUUGGAUUCUCUAUGUUUCUCUUACUAAUUUUUGAUUUUUGUGUGUGUGUGGAACCCUCCCUAUUUAAUGCCCUAAUAUCUGUAGGCGCAUCGAUCGUAAAAUUCAGCACAAGCUAUGAAACCGGAGCGCAGGUUUGCAUGUUGGGGCUGUGCUGGGAUUACUCACGAGCACCGGAAGUGAUUCUUGAGGUAGGAAUCUUGGAAAGCAAUGUUUGGGGUCCUUCUCAAUUUUUUUGACUCCUCGCCACUACCUCUCAAGCAUCCGGCAGAGAAAUCCACCUACCCUCCAGUCUCAGUGGCAUGGAUUAUUUGUACACCCCUAUUUAGCCAAGAGCCCCCCCCCAAAGCCGGAAACACUAAUACACAUUAAGACAAAAGAAAUAUACAGUAAAAGCACAACACAUGAAACUGUAACUAUUUAAUCACUGAACGUCACUUUCAAUUCCUUAUUUGCAUAUGUGGACCUGAGUGAAAACUAUCUACAGUAUCCUUCUGCUGGCUCAGGGUGAGAACUUCAGUACAUAACAGGCAGAGUGGGGCAUAACGGGGUGGGACAGGCUUAUUAUAUAUGUUCUGCCAACGGGGUCAGGAAUGCAACAGAUUAUGUCCCACUAAGAGCAAGUCCCAGGAAGGUAUUCUGUACCAAAAGCAGCCUCUUAACACUCUUCCAAUAGUUUUGCUUCCCAGUGACAACCAGAUAAAGGUGUCCAGACACGUUGACUUCUAUCUUGUGUUGGCUGCCAGAGUAGGGACAAACUCUUGUUCCCCCCAGCACCACCACCGUUGGGGACUUGUAAAGAGUUACUUGAGUCUUUAGUGUAAUUCGGAUACAAACGACACUUAUUUUCUGAAUUCUCCAGAUUUGUGUCUGCUCUUUUCUUGAUAGGCAUGAGACUGUUUUGUUUUUCAGCGGGAUAACACCCCUGGGAAUUGUUGGGCCAUGCAAGGUUCUCAAGGCUAUGUCGUCAUCAAAUUGUCCGAAGCCGUCUGCCCGGUCGCUGUGACCCUGGAUCAUAUUUCAAAGAAAAUUUCUCACACAGAAGAAAUAACCAGUGCUCCAAAGAACUUCUCUAUCUACGUGAGUAAAUUCCCUAUGAUUUUCAGGACUUUGCAUUGAGAAAUUUUAAAGGUGGAAGUUUUUGGUUUUUUUUAAAAAAAAGAACACUUAUCAAUGUUUGUAUAAUAACCUUUGGUUCAUUUCUUUGAAGCCUCUUAUCAUAUCUCUUCAGCUUUCCCCUUUUGUCUCUUCUCAGGGAUUCAAAGAUGAUUUUGAGAAGGAGGAAGGGAACUUUUUAGGGUCAUUUGUCUACAGAAUCGAUGGUUUCCCUACGCAAACUUUUAAGCUGGAGGUAUUAUUAUUAUUAUUAUUAUUAUUACUAUAUUUCAUUUCUAUAUUGCUUUAUAUUUUUAAGAAAAAUCUCUAAGUGGUUUACAGCAUAUUAAAACACCAAUGAAACUAUCCAGAAUCAAACAUUUCUGAAGAAAGUCAAAUAUAGAGUAUACAGUCAAAGCAACAUAACUAACAGAAAACUAAACUUCUAUCUUAAAGAUUGCAAAAUAAAACAUUACAAAGGAGGUCAGCUACAGAAUACAUAUUUAACAUAAAGUUAACAACAACAACAAAUCUUAAAAGUUUCAAAAAAACCCACCGCACCCCAAAACAUUGCUAAAUGAAAUCAAAUAUAAAAUGCACAUUUAAAACAGCAUAAUUAACAAGAGAAUAAAAUAUUGUAAGUAUGAUACGGCUGUUUGGCAGGCACAAAAAGAUGGGGCAAAAGAAUCCAAUAGUUAGGGUUUGCCACAGAACAUGGGGGAAAAGAACACACAGGGUUUGAAAGAUGGAGUCACCCACCCAGACACAAAACACCACAAUCUUCUAAUCGUUCUGUCAGUGCAAGUGUUUUUGCUUCCCAGGUGGCACAAUCCCCUCUCUUUUCUCUCCCCCCCACUAUUCUAGGGGUUCUCCUGACCCCUGAGAGGGGAUUUGGGGGGCUGCGUGAAUGGAGAUGAGGUGGCAAUAGUGCUAGUUGGAAACCUUGCUCUUAGCUGAAUCUGGCCCCUUGAUUUUUCCUGGAAGUCUCGGAGAGAGCUGUCGUCUGCACUUCACUAAAAGGCCAGAUGUUAAUUUAGCAUGGCAUUCUGAACACCCCAAAGUAUAAUAUGCGAUUACUCUGAGUUUAGGUUACCAACCACAGCCAAUUUUUUGGGGUGGCCUUGACCAGUAAAACUCUGCUCUAUCAGUUAGCCAACCCUGGUAUCUAAGAAGCUGGGAAUGUCCAGCUUUUAUUAUUCACGUUAUUAAUGAAAAUAUUUGUAACCUGCCUCUUGACCAAAGAUCCCCAAAGAGGCUACUGGCAUAUAUAAAAACAGCAACGUCAACAAUUCAGAGCAAACGAAAUGGAUAGAUAGGUGGGUUUAGUAUUCAGAUUUAGAUGAAUAAUUGUUAUGACGAUAACUGGUUAGUGAAAUGAUUAACCAAUUGAAACAAAUAGGGCAUCUCAGAUACCGGCACUGAAUUUAGGGCGCCAAAAUGGGGGGGGGGAAGGGAAGCAAAAUUGGGGAGAUCCAUUUGAGGGCACCACAGUUUGACCUCGCACAAGACGCCAUAUUACCAAAGCCCGCCUCUGCAGAUAUGAAACUGUGACAAAUAUGGAUGGCAAGAAAGAGGUGUUAAAGAUCAUGUAUCUCAGUGGGAGCUUUCUGAAGAUUUCCUCCAGGGUUUUUAGACUAGGAAAGAAUGAUCAGAAGGAAGGGCAUACUUUCCUCCCUAGUUUAGGAUGAUAUAAUCUCUAUCCCUGUGUGUAUGUCUAUGAAAGGGAACAACGGGAAUGGGAUGUAGUUUUGGAGAGACCUGGAGAAGCACGACGAAGAGAGCUGAGCUGUGUUUUGAGCUCUGCAAGUUCUGGAGACGGUCAUUUAAGGGGACUGCUACUCCCCAGAGAAAAGAUCUCUGUGUGUGUGUCAAGGUGGCAUAUGUGGUUCUGCUUCCUUUCCCCCAUGUUUUAUCCAAUCAACCAGGGCUUUGUUUUUUCAGCCGGAACUGACUGGAAUUCAGUUCCGGCACCUCUCAGGUGGGCACCAUUGCCAUUAUAUAGGAGAACAAGGGAGGCGUUUGUGGUGAGUUCCGGCACCUCUUUUUCUAGAAAAAAUAACAACACUGUUCUCAACAACCCUGUGAGGUUGGUUAGGCUGAGAGAUGGAGAGUGUCACCCGGGGCUGAGUGGGGAUUUUGUUCUCUGGUCUCCCAGCUUCUAGGCCAACACUCUAACCACAUCAACGCACAGAUGUUACUAAAGGUCUCUGAAUUUCUCUUGCCAAUAGCUUUGCUGUGCCAUUUAGCUCACGUAUCUCAAUGGUGGGGGAUAUGGAGGAAUUCACAACAAAACAUAGGUGCCAACUCCUGGGGCCCUGGGUGACCGAGCACCCACAAAGUUCCCCAUGAAGGGGCCGGGCACUCACAAUUUUCUGUGCCAGGUUCAUGCAUGCCACAUGGCACCCACAGUUGCGGUGCCAAGUUGGCACUCAUGCAACAAAAUAUACUUUACAGGAAGCAAACCGUAACCUUUUAUUUCUGUCCCUGUAUUUUCAGAGAGAAAAUUCAGGUAAAUUUCAAUACCUGCUCUUGAAGAUUUUGAGCAACUGGGACCAUCCAAACUACACCUGCAUCUAUGGGCUUCGUGUGUAUGGAGAACGAAUGGAGUGA
Podarcis lilfordi (Lilford's wall lizard) is the source of this 20977-nucleotide messenger RNA. The record is from the annotation of a GenBank genome assembly. Lineage: Eukaryota; Metazoa; Chordata; Lepidosauria; Squamata; Lacertidae.